AUGUCGGACAAAUCUUUUCAUCCAGCUUUGGCCGUCUCUAAUAUCAAGAACAAUAUUGCCAUAACUCUUGAGAUGGAAAACGUUCAAUACUCUAUAUGGUCAAAAUUAUUCAAAAUUCAUGCUCGUUCUCACAGAGUACUAGACCAUAUUAUCCCUCCAAAACAAGGUAUGUUCAAACCACCUUCAACUGAUCAAGAGAAUGAACUCUGGACUACUUUGGAUGCCAUGGAUAGGUUGCGAGACAUAUUCCAAGACAACCAACAUUCCCGUGCAGUUUCUCUUAUACAAGAAUUCUCCACCACUUCUAUGGAGAAUUUUCCCAAUGUAUCUUACUGUCAGCAUCUCAAGUCUCUCGCUGAUCAGAUGAAGAAAGUUGGAGCGCCGGUUUCUGAUAUUCGGAUGGUGUUACAGUUGGCUCGCUCUAUGCUUGUUCUUGAGGAAACCGUAAAGGCAAAGGAGGCGGCAACCGAAUAUGCCAUGGUUGCAGCCUCGUCAGAUGACUCCUUCGGUCAUUUGACAAACACGGGUUAG
This is a messenger RNA of Solanum lycopersicum (tomato), 531 nucleotides long. The record is from RefSeq and is a predicted model, not a curated record. NCBI's taxonomy places the organism in Eukaryota, Viridiplantae, Streptophyta, Magnoliopsida, Solanales, Solanaceae.